Molecule: messenger RNA, 1022 nt
Organism: Physeter macrocephalus (sperm whale)
Lineage: Eukaryota; Metazoa; Chordata; Mammalia; Artiodactyla; Physeteridae
Product: histone-lysine N-methyltransferase EZH2-like
Exons: 3
Coding region: 283-657 (124 amino acids)
Biological process (GO): heterochromatin formation
Cellular component (GO): nucleus; ESC/E(Z) complex
Molecular function (GO): chromatin binding; protein binding; histone H3K27 methyltransferase activity
Source: RefSeq, a predicted model, not a curated record
UGCGGUGAAGCCACCCGGUUUGUAUUUUGUACAGUUACUUUAGAUGUGGAAGUAUUCAGUAUUUCUAAGUUAGUCCUUAAAGUAUCACUGCUCCUGACAAAGAGAGAAACUGGCCCCAGUGACCCUCCGCUGAGCAGCCUCGCGGUCCCACCCAUUCCUGAUGAGCUGGUGUGCGUUCUCCUGCCAGGCUCACCUGAUGCAAAACAACCUCCCCCAUGUUCUUCCUUUUAGAUUAUUUCUCAAGAUGAAGCAGACAGAAGAGGGAAAGUAUACGAUAAAUACAUGUGCAGCUUUCUCUUCAACUUGAACAAUGAUUUUGUGGUGGAUGCAACCCGCAAGGGUAACAAAAUUCGUUUUGCAAAUCACUCAGUAAAUCCAAACUGCUAUGCGAAAGGUAGGUGUCCCCGGAGGUGGAGCUGCGGCGGGUUGACUGAGCGGUUCCGGGUUGCUAUGGGAACGGUCAGCAACCCUCCUGGGCCGACUUCACUGACCCCGGCGUCUCUCUCUGCAGUGAUGAUGGUUAACGGCGAUCACAGGAUAGGGAUUUUUGCUAAGAGAGCCAUCCAGACGGGUGAAGAGCUGUUUUUUGAUUACAGAUACAGCCAGGCUGACGCCCUCAAGUACGUGGGCAUCGAAAGAGAAAUGGAAAUCCCUUGACGUCUGCUACCUCCCCCCUCCUCCUCUUGGAACAGCUGCCUUAGCUUCAGGAACCUCGAGUACUGUGGGCGAUUUAGAAAAAGAAAAUGCAGUUUGAAAUUCUGAAUUUGCUAAGUACUGUAAGAAUAAUUUAUAGUAAUGAGUUUAAAAAAUCAACUUUUUAUUGCCUUCUCACCAGCUGCAAAGUGUUUUGUACCAGUGAAUUUUUGCAAUAAUGCAGUGUGGUACAUUUUUCAACUUUGAAUAAAGAAUACUUGAACUUCUGCUGGUCGUUGUCAUCUGUCAGUCACACCGCUUCCCCAGCUGAUUUUAGAAAAAGACUGAGUCUAACGGGAAAAACAUUUAACUCCUUUGGUUUUCCAGUA